AUGUCGCUCACCCAGAUCCCAAACGAAUUAUUCGAGCACAUCUGCACUCUCUUGUGCCUGCCUGAUCUGUGCAGUCUACGACUGGUGUCUCGCUUGGCUGCAGCAAAAGCAACACAGGAUCAUUUCAAGUCAUUCUACAAGCAGAAGCACGUGGAUUUGACUCGAGAAUCGCUUGAGCAAUUUCUUCGCCAAACACAAUCGGAUUCAUUAGUCUGCCUGGUCGAAGACCUGAUUUUGGUUGGUCAAAAGGCCCCAACAGUGAAGCAGUUGGGAGACGAAUUCAUGAUGGAAGAGGAAUUAGAGAUUCUGCGACAGCGAAAAGCUGAAUCUGACAGUCUCCGGAAAUCUGGUCGGGAUGUAAAGCUUUUAGCACAAUCACUCGAAAACCUGGCCAAAAGCCGCAAAUAUGGCCCGCUGCCGUCCCUGCGGCUUGAAGUCGUCGUAUAUCGCGAUACUGCCUACAAAAGGCUCGAGCCCAUCGGAGGAGGCAGCUGGAAGAUGAUCUGGGCAGAAGCUGCUUCUACCUUGAAAACAGCCAUGUCGGCUCUAGCAAGGAGCAGAUUGGCUGUCCAGCAACUCCACGUGUUUACCGACCUUCAGCGCUGCAGUGUUGCGAGCAAUGAGAUAUUGCCGGCCAUCGACGCUAACGCACGACUUGACAAGCUCUCUAAAUUGGCCAUAAGCGUGUCGUCUCGGAUCAUCGAUGAGACUGAUCGAGAUAUGAACAGGACCGGGGACCGAUACGAUGUCGUCGACUGGUCGACUCGCCCACAGGAACGAGAUAUCGAAGUGCUCAAGCAGGAGGCAUCAGAUGAGAACAACUUUUCUGGCCUGCCCAGAUUGCUCGCUCUUUGCAGCAACCUGGAGGAGCUACAUGUGCACCAAUAUUCCCUGACGUAUCAUGUCUUGCAACGCAGCGAUCUCCACCUCGAGAGUUAUUUGGAACUAGUGGUGGCAAUGAUACCAUUUCCCAAGCUUACGAAGCUUCGACUCCAAGGUGGGACAGCUCGCGAGCAGGAUCUGGUAUCUCUCGUUCAACAGCAAGGAGCUUUGCAGGACCUCGCAAUGGAGUCGAUCGCGUUGCAACCGGGAGGCUCUUUUCGUGCCUUGUUCGAAUACUUGGGAAAUCAUUUCGAAUCUCUGUUCUUGGAGGAUUUAUUUGAAGAUGGUCGCCUGGUCUACUUCAUCAGUGAACAAGGCUGGGGCCACGAACUUCCGCCUGGACUCCCGACUCUUACACACACGGAAGGCACCAACACUCUGCACAGGACAUCUGGAACUCGGCACAGGAGGAUUGAGUACCAUUUGCCCAUGCAUCGCUUCGUCGGAUCGCCUGAGGUAAAUAAUUGGCGAGCUCGUCGAGGUAGGGAGUAUGGACCGCCUGAAGCAGUUUAA
Pseudocercospora fijiensis CIRAD86 is the source of this 1395-nucleotide messenger RNA. RefSeq lists its product as uncharacterized. The coding region runs from base 1 to 1395 and encodes 464 amino acids. The record is from RefSeq and is a predicted model, not a curated record. Gene Ontology annotation, molecular function: protein binding. Lineage: Eukaryota; Fungi; Ascomycota; Dothideomycetes; Mycosphaerellales; Mycosphaerellaceae. The transcript is spliced from 2 exons.